GAAAUCUCUCUAUUCCAAAUCUCCGAAUUGCGGCAGCGGUGGCCGGCGGUAAUAACUCGUCGGCGGAGCGGAGAAGCCGAAGUCUCUGUCUUUUUGUUGGGUUUGUCUUGUGAUCAACUGGGUACGGUUAGGUGAAGAAAAGGAAUGUUUGGAGUUAGUACUAAUGAUGGAAGUAGGAGACGUUUACCCCAAUGGAUGCUGGGCGGGUCAUCUGCUGGCCAGGAGAAGAAAUCCGGCAAUGUGGAAGAAAAGGGCAACCCGGUUGAAGAACAACUUGCUUCUCAAGAGACUGAGACUGUGACUGCAAAACCAGGUGAAAGGAUCCAGCGUCAUGAAAAGGAAACACUGGGAGAAGGCUCGCAAGUUCUUCAAAAGUGUGAGGCAAAGACUAGAAAUAGAAAAUCUACUGAACAAGAUGAAGACUUUGAAGGUAAUGUCCCAGAGUCUGUUCUAGAGAAGAAGUGUAGUAGGGGUGGGAGAAGAAAAGUUCAGGAAUCUGUUGCUCCAGAUAAACAAAAAGCAAAGGCUCCUGGAAGAGGGAUCCUUGAAAAGGAAACAUUGGGGGAGAGCUCUCACAUUCUUGCAAAAUGUGAGGUAAAAAGGAACAAAAGGAAAACAAAUGAACAAAAUUCAGAUUUUGAUGGUAACUUCCUUGCAAAUCUUCCAGAGAAACUUGGACGUGGGAGAAGAAAAGUUCAAGAACCAGCUCUCUUGAAGAGACAAGAAGCAAAUGAUUCUGCCUGUGGAAGUGGUGAGGAACAAGAAUUACAGACUUUGAGUGAUGAUGAUGUCGAUCUGACUGCGGAAGAUUUAGUGAUAAUUGCUGAAGAGGUUUGGUAUCAUCAUUGUGCUGUACAUAAAAGCUGAUCGGGAAUUAGAGCCAGAAAAAGCAUCGAUUCAAGAAAAUGAAAUAGGCAGUAGACUCGCAUUAAGAGUCGCUUGCAGUAAUAAGUCAGACAAAUCAAUGGACUCCCAAAACUGUGAUGACAGGUCGCUCAUCCAAGAUGCUACCAGUUCUAAGCCUAACUAGAGUUUGGCUAGUGAAAGUACUGUCUUGAAUUCUGGUAGAACAGGGGAUCCUGCUCAGGACAUGCUGGAUCUGUUUUUAGGCCCCUGGCUGAAGAAACCUGUCGAGAAGGAAGCAAGGACUGACAUUCUGACAGACAACCUGGCAUUCUCCUACGAACUCAAAUCACAAACACGUAGUAAUGUGACAAAAGAAGAAAUUGCUCCCAUAACAAAGAAGAAGUCCAGUCUGAAAGACAAGGUGGCAAUGUUUCUUGACUGAAUCAGACCCUCUAUAGUACAGUGAAGUGUAUAUCGGUUGUUCCUUACAAAACACUGAAGACAACCAGUCCUCUGUGUGACUGUGCCGAUUUAUCAUCUGGUGGCAGAUGUUGCUUGGCUCUCAACCUUGGUUUGCCAGCACAAACCCUAGGAUUUCGCGUAAGGGUGUAUUGCAUUUAUUACAUGCCAGUAGUAUCACCAGUUUACAAGUCGGCUGAAUAUAUUAGUUAAGUACCUAGGUGUAUAUACUCAAAGAGCUGCUGGUUUGGAUCUGUAAUUUAGUCAUUCAAUUUCUUCUGAUAUCAUAAUUUUUCUU
Argentina anserina (silverweed cinquefoil) is the source of this 1603-nucleotide messenger RNA. RefSeq lists its product as uncharacterized. The transcript has 3 exons. Bases 145 to 867 code for a protein of 240 amino acids. Lineage: Eukaryota; Viridiplantae; Streptophyta; Magnoliopsida; Rosales; Rosaceae. The record is from RefSeq and is a predicted model, not a curated record.